GUACUCUUGCUCGUGUUUUGGCAGUGAUUUAUCAGCUGUACACGUGAGUUGAGUUAAACGUCUGACGCGGUGUAGGCUAUAACUGUUUUCAUUGAUUUUGUUGGGCAAGAAAUACCACAAAGUUGCGAAUGAUUCCAAACUUGCUUGCUGCAUGACAUCACACUAUACCACUAAGCUGUGCUCAUCUGUACUGUUUUCCUAUCUAUACAACGGCUGCGGUUUUAAGGUGUAUUGUCUUGGCCUCUUUUCACAGCAGCGCUCUCUGUUUUGAAUUCACUGUGGCUGAAAAGCGAGACCAUCUCCCCAUUCUAGUGUAUCCACAAGUCCUAGUAGGGGGCCUAUGCCUAUAGGCUAUAGCACCAUGAUAAACGACUUUGGGCCUAGCCUAGGAAGCCAGGACACCACCUUUCCAUGCAUCUCCGUUUAAUGUGUUUCCAUCUUGGAUUAUCCUCAUUCCUCUUGCUGGCUUCUCUAAUUGGUUUUUCACUUCACCGCAUCAAUGCUGUGGAAUGACAUGGCAUAAACACUGUUUUAAAAAAACAGAUUUAAAACGGGUUCAGAACCAACGUGCUGAGACGAGUGAAACGGAAUUGGGAACUGAAGAAAAAGAUGCCAAUGCCGAAGAGGUGGGGUAUAAUCAAUCAAAUUCGAUACCCUAAAAAAUGGGUAUAGAAGUUAAUACCUCAGUGUCAACAGAGAAAAAUGUGAUGGUCACUGAGCCAGAAUUGACAACGGAGGAAACCAAGGUUCAGAACCAAUGUGCUGAGGCGGGUGAAACGGAAUUGGGAACUGAAGAAAAAGAUGCCAAGGCAGAAAAGGUUGGGGGUGAUCAAUCAGAUUCGAUACCCAAAAAAAUUGGUAUAGAAGUUAAUACCGCAGUGUCAACAGAGAAAAAUGUGAUGGUAACUGAGUUAGGAUUGACAACGGAGGAAACCGAGGUUCAGAACCAACGAGCUGAGGCGAGUGAAACAGAAUUGGGAACUGAAGAAAAAGAUGCCGAGGCGGAAGAGGUGGCGUAUAAUCAAUCAGAUUCGAUACCAGAAUUGACAAUGGAGGAAACUGAGGAAGAAUUUAAUGAACUGAAAAUUAUAGCUCCCAAAAAGAACCUGCAAAUACUGACUGAAAAAAGAUCGCUAAAAUUUAAAGAGUCAGAAAUGACAGCUCAUGAAACUGAACAGACAAAAAAAAAUGAAUUUGAGGGGUUUGAUGGUGAAGAUGUUUCACUUGAACUUCUUAACUUCAAAUUAAAGAGAUCAUUAUCAAAAAAUAACCCAAACUUUUCAACUUGUAUAGAUGUCUUGAAUGAAAUUUCGACACUGAAAUUAACACAGUGUCUUUUAAGAAAGAACAGUGACUUUAUGAGGACAAUUAAAACAAUUGGAAAAUAUAAAUUGAAUGAAUCUGUAAGGGAAAAGGCUAUUAUCUUGUUCAAAAAACUUCAGUCCAUUCUUCUAUGUAAAGAUUCUUUGAAUAUUGAAGAAGUGGAAGAUGUUAUGGAUGAUAUUGAUAAUGAUGUAGAUGUUGAAAGCAGUUUAGUUAAAGAUUUUAGUAGCAGUGGAGAUGACAAUGAUGAUGAUGUUAAAGAAGUGGGAGAUGUCUUGGAAGAUAUGGAUGUAGAAGUUCAAGGCAAUUUAGUCAAGGAUGUGAGCAGCAGUGAAGAUGACAAUGGUAGUGUUGGCGAAGUGGAAGAUGUCAUGACAAAUAUGGAUUCAGAUGUAGAUCCUGAAAGUAGUUCAGUUAAGGAUGUGAGUAGCAGUGAAGAGUGUAAUGAUAAUGUAGAAGGAGAGCAUCGAGGCCGACAAAGAAAAAAAAAUGAAACAAAUUCGAGAUAUAAAGAAAUGAUGCAAAAAAUUGAUUGUAGAGAUAGUAGACAGAAAAUUGAAAUGAAAACAAAAUAUCCAAACAUUACAGUACCACAGUACUGUAAAAAAAAUGAUGGAAGAAGAAUGUACAAUAGGAAAAAUGUUUGCUAUUUUUGCGAAACAGUACUGCAUGGGAAAAUGCCACGUCACUACAAAAAGCAACAUCCAAAUGAACCAUUAGUGGCAAGGAUUCUGGCCUAUACUAAUAAAGAGCAACAAAGAUUAGCUUUUGAAAAACUACGGUAUAUGGGAGAUUUUAACUAUAAUAUGACGAUUUUUGAAAAGGGUAAGGGAGAAUUAAUUGUGGCAAGAAGACCUUUAAAGCCAAAACCCUGUGAAAAUUACCUUCCGUGUACAUUCUGUUAUGGUUUUAUAGAGAUUUCAGAAAUUUGGGCACAUGCAAAACGAUGUAAGCAUAGUAAGAAGAAGGAAGAUGAAAAUGAAGAUUUUAAGGAAAUAAAGUCUUACAUUUCGCAGUGCAGAAUGUUGCUCCAUGGUGGUAAUAUUUAUGGAGCAAAAGACACGUUGAGUCAUAAAAGAGUUUUGAAAGUAAUCGUAAGCACCAUGAGGGAAAGAGAAAACGAGAAUAUUAAAAAGACAGUGGCGAAUGAUGACCUUAUACUUCAUUUUGGAGGAGUAUUGUUGGAAAGGAAAGGUGAAAAGAAGAAGAACGAAAUUUCGGCUAAAAUGAGGCAACUUGGUCGAUUAGUUUUAACAAUUCGACAGAUACUUGGCAAGGAUGUUGGAUUGGAAAAGUGUAUACAUGGAAAGCAUUUUGACACAGUAGUCAGUGCAACCCAGCAUCUCUGUGUUCCCCAGAAGGCUAAGACCAUGCAUGGUGUACAAACAACCAAAUCACCAUCUCUGGGCUUGCAUUUAGGGCACAGUUUAAUAAAGUGUUGCCACAUCAAACAUGGAAAGGCAAUACGCAUGGGAGAUUUAACUAUGCAAAAAGAUGCCGAAAAUUUCAGAGACUUGUUUCGGCAAGAAUGGACGGAUACCAUCUCAAGUCCAGCUCUACAAGUUCUGAAAGAAAGAGAAUACACAAAAAAAGAAAGUCUUCCAACAACAGAAGACCUUAAGAAAUUGCAUGAGUAUACAAACUCAUGUCUAGAUGUAGAAUGCAAAAAAUUAAAAUCUGAUCCUUGUGAAGCAAAUUGGAGAGCACUUACGAAGACCAUUUUCGUACUAGUGACAGUCUUCAACAAACGUAGAGGUGGGGAAGUGAGUAGAAUAAGAGUUUCUUGCUUCACAGAUAGGCAAAAGAGUAAUGAAGGUGUGCAUAAGGAUCUAAUGGAGAGUUUAAGCUCCAUGGAGCAGCAACUGGCAAAAAGAUUUGAUUGUAUGAAACUUCCUGGGAAGAGAAACAGGAAAGUGCCAAUGCUAAUAAAAAGAGAAUGGGUUCAGCCCAUGGAACUGCUGGUGGAAACAAGGGAGGCCUGCAAUGUUUUACCAGAAAAUGAUUAUUUUUUUGCAGUUCCCAAAACACUGACGUAUAUUAAUGCUUGGCAGACACUAAACAAUUAUGUGAGUAAUGCUGGUUGUGAGAGUGCAGUCGAUAUUUCAACCACAAGAUUACGGAAAUAUACAGCUACAAUGCUACAGGUUCUUGCUUUAACUAAAGGAGAGUUGCAGUGGCUGUCCAAUCAUCUCGGUCAUGAGUUGUCUAUCCAUUUGGAUGUUUACCGGCAACAUUCUGGGGUAAUAGAAGCCGGCAAAAUAUCCAAGCUAUUACUAGCAAUGGAGAAUGGAAGAAUUAAAGAGGUCAAGGGAAAAAAUCUUAGUGAAAUCAAUGAAAACGACAUAUGUAUGUUUAAUAAUGCAGAUGAGGAUAAUGAAGAAGAGGAGGAUAUUCCACAACCAAGAGAGAGUUCUCAUGAGAGUGACAUAAGCAGUGACAAUGACAUUCCGACAAUCAGUAAGGUAAACCAUAAACCUAGAAAGACACAAGCUGAAGAAAGUGAAUCAAGUAGCGUUAGUGAUAUUCAGACAAGUAAAUUCAAACGAACAAUUGUAAAAAGAAAAAAACGAGUUGAAGAAAGCAGCGAUAGUGAUAUUCAGACAAGUAAAUCCAAACGAACAAUUGCAAAAAGAAAGAAACGAGUUGAAGAAAGUGAAUCAAGCAGCGAUAGUGAUAUUCAGACAAGUAAAUCCAAACAAACAAUUGUAAAAAGAAAGAAACGAGUUGAAGAAAUUGAAUCAAGCAGCGAUAGUGAUAUUCAGACAAGUAAAUCCAAACAAACAAUUGUAAAAAGAAAGAAACGAGUUGAAGGCAAGACUUAUGUGAGAAAAAGAUGGAGCCAAGAAGAGAAGGAAAUUUUUAAUCAAAAACUGGCAAAAUAUUUAAAAGUUAAAAAAUGUCCACCAACAGAGAGCUUGAAAACUGUUGUGAAAAUGUUACCUGACCGCACAUUGGCACAGGUCCGAACAAGAGUUAAUAACAUUAUUCUUGGGAAGCAGGAUCUUUAGAACCAGAAUUCAUUAUCUGAUUAUAUUUUGAUUUUUAAAAUUUUUAUUAUAGAACCUAAUCGUAUGAUUCUAUUAGUAACUGUGCUGUCAAAAUUAAAUCCAUUGUGAGGAGUGAUUAUGAUUCAAAGAAAAAAAGGGAAAGGGAUGAGGAGAUUGAUACUCACUUAUCUGGAUCCACAACUGUAAACAGUACACUUUUCUGUCGUACCUUCACAUACAUAAAGUAUGAUAAGGUUUUUUUGUAGAGAAGUUUAAUAUUUAAUUAAUAAUCUGAUUUUAUAAUCCAAAUGGCCAAACACUCAUGACCUAGAUAACUGACUGCAAAGCUUCAUUGUGAAUACCAUAGUUUUAUAGCAGUCUGAUAUCAGAAGAUAAGCUUACCUGUAGAUUAAUUUUAAUAAUUAGUAAAAGUAUUUAGUUUUUAAUCACUGUGAACAGAGCGAAAUGCUGAUCCGCGAAUUUAACUUUUGAAAACGUGAUAGUACAUUUUAAAUAUAAACAAAAAUGUCUGACAAAAAUAUUAUUGCUAACUAUUAAAUGUUAUUAAAUGGUUACAAUUUUUAUUAUUAUAUUCAACAAUAUUGGAAAAUUUCCUUUUAUCACAUAGUAUUGUAAGUGGUGUCCAGACGUUUUUGACACUGAUCAAAACUUAUAUAACCUUGUUAGAGCUUCACAAAGUGCGAAAGCUUCACAACAGUAGAAUGGGCUAUCAUUAUUAUAAUAUUGAUAUAUUAAAUAUUAAUUUAAAAACUAAAAUUGAAAAAUAUUGAAUACUUUGAAAAUAAUUGGUAUCAAUGUUUUCCAUUAUCAGCUAAUUAUAUUUCCAAAAUAUGUGCCCUCAACAGGAAGCUGUUAUGAGAGGGUAAACUGAACUCAGUCAGCUAAGCCAGAAAAAAUAUAUCACUACACACAGAUUUCUACGGAAGACUGUUUUACGUGUAAAUGUACAGAAUGGCCUGUAAACCCAAUGUUGAAUUUGCUUCUUUUUAUUAUAUACUCUGUAGUUAUUCACUCUUUUAAGUUAAAAAAAGGCUUGGAUAAAGCAUGUUUAUUACACAGUCAAAAGACAAUUUUUAUCAGAGGGUUCCAUUGGAAUGAUCGUUUUAAAGUAGGCCUACCAUAUUUGCAAGUAGAAUUGCCUUAAAAGCAAAAUAUUUUGCUGAAAGAAAAUAUUUCUUUAAAAUGGAGAUAAUGUGUAACGACUAAAAUUAUUCAGGGAGUGCAGACCUCCACCAAGCCCUUCUUUGUCCCCCCCCCCCAAUGACAAACCAUUCCCACUCACUGUGGAUCAACCUCAAAAUUUAAUUAUGCUUUUAAAAUUCCUGAAUAUUCAAUCACCACAUCUGUUUAUUAAAACUUACAAUCUAACCAACCACAUUACAUGUUUCAUUAUCUGACGACCGCCUCAUAAUUAUCUGGCAUAUGAUUUCUUUGGCAUGAACAGUGUUGCAUAGAUUUAGAUAGAUUAAUUAAUGUUGAAAUAUUUAAUCACUCACAAUUAAAGUAUCAUUCUAAAACACUGCAUUUAUUGUAAUACGUAGGUUGCUAAGCUUCUCUAUGACUAAAGUUUCCAAAAUGUUUGUUUAUUCAUAAUGCUGUUUGUCCAUUCACCUGUCCAUUGCCUCACAUAGUGCUUUAGCAAAAAUUGCCAAUAAUGUUUAAUGAAAUUAGUCUAUUGUUGUCAAAGCAUAUGUUCAAUAUGACACACAGGGCGAAAUCAAAUUUUACUUUACAAGCUGGGUUGAACAUUAAAUUUUAUAAAUACAACCUUAGAAGGUAUAAAUCUCCAAUUGCGGAGACUGGGAGAUACAUAUGUAAUCCAGUUUGUGAUUCUUGUGCAAAACUGUUAGACGUAAACUGAAUACUGUAUAUGCUUUCAUGUUUUUCAAGUUCGCUUGUUUAAUAAACAGUCCAAUAGCCAUCAGAUAAUGUUUAUAUCAUAAUAUAUUGACAUCUGUGUGCUUGAUGUUUGUUAAAUUAUCUAUCAUAUGUGAAUAAAUGUGAUGUUUUAGGUACUACUAAACAUUUUUUGUUUCUAAUAAUAAUAUUAUUUGUGGUAAUUAUUUUUAUGUUCAUAAAUCACCUUUAUGCCUUCUGUUUUAAAUUCUUAUAUUCAUUUGACUUAAGAAGAUUCUUUAUAUCUUUACUCAAUUAGAAUUUAUUAUUUUAAACAUUUUAAGAAAAAAAUGUGCAUGAAUACAUCGUUUUGGAUAUUUUCAUUUGACUGUCUCUGCAAUGCUGUUUAUUUAUAUUGACUUUAAAAUUUACUUUUAUAGUUUAGAUCCUACAUAACAUAUGUUUUUUACAGUACAGUACAACAGUAAGUCAAAUAUUUUUAUCAAAGGUAUUGAAAAAUAAAAUGUUAGCUAAAAUUCUGUAGUAUUAAUACAGUAGUAGUAUUAAUCUUAAAAUAUAAUGCUUUUAAACUUUACUAUUUAUUUUGGUGUUUUACUGGUUUAAUAUAAGGCAUUAGCUUACUAAAGCUGCAUUCACACCAAGCACAAAUUUGGUAUACGAUAAAUAGAAAUGCACCAUGGUAAAAAAUACGUGUAGUAUUACCGAAAAACACAUGCAUCUAUUCUUUACCACUAUAGGGAAAAUCCCAAACAGAUCCAUGAUUGAUGUUUAUAUUUCCAUAAGAAUGGUGUUCCAUUUUACUUUGCACAUUAAAGGUAUCAGCAUUUUACUUACUAUAAAAUACAGUACAAAUCUACCAUUUUGUUGAAUUUUUUGUUUUUACAUGAAUAAAUGAAUACCGUAGAUGAUCGAAUAAGCGCCGCUCUCGAAUAAGCGCCGCAGCAAUUAUUCGAGAUCAUUCAUUUGAGAUUUUGUAUACAGUGCUAUUAAGAAUAAAUAACUUACCAAUAAUAAUUAAUGGUCAGAAACAUAAUUUUCAUCUUAAUUUGGUUGUACACCUACUUUAUCAUCAUUUAAAUAAUAAUGAUAAUAAUAAUAAUUGGCAUAAUUGUAAUGACUUUUUAGUAAGCGCCGCACUAAAGCCUUAAAAAAAUUUAAUAAGCGUCACGGCGCUUAUUCGAUCAUUUACGGUAAUAUACAGUAGUUAUCUGAGGCAGUGUCUUUCCCUGUUUUUUUUUUCUUUUUUAGGAAAUUAUAUACAUUACAAAUUUAUAUGUGAAUUUUGAAUAAUUAUAGAAGCAAAUGCAGCAUGCAGAUUUUUACAUAAUAAGUCCAUUAACAAGCUUACCUUUACCUGUGAUUAUUGGUUUAUUGAAUUGGUAUAUAGUUACAAAAAUAUAUUCUAUAUACUGUAAAUGUCAUAGGGACUAAUAUAUAAAACUACGAGGACAUAUAUAUAGAAUUAUGAGGGCAUAUAUAAAAUUACGAGGACUUAUAUGUGAAAACAAAAUUUUUGAUAUAUAAAUUCAGUAACAUAUGGGGUGCACUUAUUUUUUUGUUGCCCCCCCCCCACCUCAUAUAUAAUACAAGUCCACAUAACUAAAUUUGAGUCCCCAUAACACAGUACUGUAGUCUCAUACUUGAGUAGCGCCCUCUACCUAUGUUUUUAACGAGUUGACAGACAUAUUCAAUAAAUAAUACAUUAGAAAUUCCAGAAGUGAGCACUGCCCAGCAAGAGUGCUACAAAUUUGGAUUGUGUGUUAUUGAUUUUUUUGUUUUGAUUAGAUAAUAUAAGCAUGUUUAGAAUGAGUGUUAGACAUUAGAGUACAAGCUAUGUUGGAUUCACUUACAAACUCCAUCAGAAAACAUUCAAAAUGAUUUUUUUCUGGAAGUUAUGGGUUAUGGGGACUUGUAUAUAAAAUUAUGAGGACAUAUAUGAAAUUAUGAGGACAUAUAUAUAAAAUUAUGAGGACUGAACAAGACUGCACAAGAAUCAAUGCAUGCAUCAUGCUUUCUAGAAAUUGUGGCAAAGAUAUUAUUAUUCUGAAGACAAUUUAACAUUCACUUUGCUAAAUAAAAUCUUCUAAACGGUAGGUAAAAUUAUAUUAGUUGUACUGUUAUUUGAUUUUAAUGAAAAUAUAACAUUAGUAGCCUAGGGCAAAAAAAGGGCUAGGCCCCGGCCUAGCCUACCUGCCUUUGAAUAGAAGCCUAGGGUAUUCCAGCCCAGCUAACUAUAAGCCUAUAUAUGAAGUAGGGAGAUACUAAACGAGUUGAUAACUUUAAUUAGAACUAAGUUAUUGACUACAACCUCUCUGGGCCAAAAAAAGCAUAUAAACAAGUUUAUGAAUUACAAUAGGCAGUCAAAAUAUUCUGAUGUCAUUGAAAAAAUUUUGUGGAACAAUUUUCAUAUUGUACCAUAAAGUAUUAUUUUCUCUGUUUUUUGCUAAAAUUAACCUAAUUAGUACAAUAUAUUAAUGUGAAGAAUAUAUUAUUUAAAACUUAUAUACACCAUGUAAUAUGUGUCCUAAGUAAAUAUUUUUCAUGAAAAUCUAUAUUUGAAGAUUAUCAUUAUUUUUAAACGCAUUUAUCUUAAAUGCAUUUACCUGUAUCAUUCUUCAAACACAAUUUUUGCUAAAUUUUACAUCCAAUUAUCAGCAUAUUUUUUUUUAUUAGCCUCUCCCAAGAGCGUAGCUCUGGGAGCUGAGGCUAAAGUUUUUACCCUGUUUUUCGGCAGUGGGCAGGCAGUGGACGCACGCUCCUGACGCUUAAUUAAUUUCAAUCUAUUGCAUGAUGCAAGAGUAUAAUAUGAAGAUCAACCCUAUUGAUUUUAAAUGCAUUUAUUUUAAAUGCAUUUACCUGUAUCAUUCUUCAAACACAAUUUUUGCUAAAUUUUACAUCCAAUUAUCAGCAUAUUUUUUUUAUUAGCCUCUGCCAAGAGCGUAGCUCUGGGAGCUGAGGCUAAUGUUUUUACCCUGUUUUUCGGCAGUGGGCGGGCAGUGGACGCACGCUCCUGACGCUUAAUUAAUUUCAAUCUAUUGCAUGAUGCAAGAGUAUAAUAUGAAGAUCAACCCUAUUGAUUUUGGUGCUAAUCGGAUUUUUUUAAAUAUUUGAAUUAAUUAUCGGCGGUGAAACUAAAAAUGGCAAAAUACAAAAUUUAUUUACUAUUACUGAAUAUUCAAUCACCUGGAAAUCGAUAAAUUAUUUAUUUUUUGGAAAGUUUUGGUUUCGUAUCUUGGUUAUUUCAUUUAUAGGUUAGGCUAAAUUUAAUUUUAAAAAAAAUUAAAUUCCUUAGCUGAAAUGCUGACGCGAAUGUGCAUAUUUCUUAUUUAAAAAAAUAGCUUUUAAUCAUAUUAAUAUUAUUAAAAAAACAGUCACACACCAACAAUAGCUUUUAACUAAUUUACACCAUGGGGGAGGCUAUGCUUACAAUGUAAAAGGAGUAUUUCUAGUUUCUUGUCAGAUUUGGUCAGUUUGUAGAAAUGUUAUAGCACAACACCCUGAGUUAAUUUCAGAAAUUUACCUAGUACUUCACAUUUUAUGAUCUUAAUUAUAUUUUAAAUUAUAUUAUAAAAAUUAAAAAAUAUAUAUAUAUUAUAACCAUCCAAUUGCCACCAAAUUAACUCACGGUGUUGUCAUAAAUGUGUAAAAUAUGUGUAGAAAGUUUGGUUCAAUUCUGUUAAUGCAUGUCUGAGAAAAACUUGAUAAUGCUUGCCUUUAUAAUAAAGUGGUGGCCAUCUUUGAGAUGCAUUGCAAAUUAGUAAUAUGACAUAUUUUUUCGUCUUACCUCAUCACUAUUAUUAAAACUGUGUGCAAGUAUCAAUUAAUAAGAUAAUGAAUUGUGGAGUUUUUUACUGGGAUGUGUUAUAACCUUAAACACAAUCAGAAAACAUUCAAAAUGACCCUUUUUCUGGAAGGCGCUAGUCAAGU
Molecule: messenger RNA, 10115 nt
Organism: Anneissia japonica
Lineage: Eukaryota; Metazoa; Echinodermata; Crinoidea; Comatulida; Comatulidae
Exons: 23
Coding region: 663-4331 (1222 amino acids)
Source: RefSeq, a predicted model, not a curated record